Messenger RNA from Fraxinus pennsylvanica, 642 nucleotides. The record is from the annotation of a GenBank genome assembly. Lineage: Eukaryota; Viridiplantae; Streptophyta; Magnoliopsida; Lamiales; Oleaceae.
AUGUUUUUCUUAGUCCUUCCAUUGAUUACACCUGGCAUUCUCUAUCCUCGGGAAUUGGCCAGUCAAACACUCCAUUCAAGCUUCAAUAUGAUCAAUAAUGUCAAUCUUGAUGUGCAUAGAGAUCUAACGGAAAUGGAGACUCCACUCACCCAUGAUAUCUUGUAUAGUGGCUCAUAUAAUUCAAAACAGAAAGAAGGAAGCUGCAGCAAUGUGUUAUUCAAAGAAAACUUGAUUGUGCUUGGAGAGGAACGCUUGGUUAGGUUCCUCAUUCAUCGAUGGGAUUUCUGGCUUUAUUACAUAGCAUAUUUCCGUAGGGGAACAAUUGGGCUGAUUUACAGUAAUAAUCUAGGCCAAAUUUCAGAAUCACUAGGAUAUAAUUCAGAAGUUAACACACUGGUUUCUCUCUAUUCUGGUUGUUCGUUCUUCGGUCACUUACUUUCUACUACUCCAGACUUCCUACAUGAGCAAGUAUCCGAACAAACAAUUAGCAUACUGAAUACAAUACUUUGUGUUGUUACUAAAUGCGUUUAUUAUUCAGAAAGGAGCAAGAUAGCACUAAUUGCUACCACAGCCUUGAUUGGACAAAGUUCAGGUUUCAUUUUUUCUGCUGCAGUGUCGAUACAUCAGAGCUGUUUGUGUUAA